GGCUGAGCCAGAGCUUCAGCUUCCUCUCUGUCUCAGUGCACUGCAGCCUGCUGCUGCCUGCCUGUAGACUUAUAGUAGCGCUCACUGCUCUGUGCUGCUCUGAUGCUCACCCACACACCCACAGCUGUUCAGCCUGGCUAGUCCCACAGAGAGAGAAGCAGAGAGGCAGUGUGUCUCCAAGCCUCUACAAAACAGAAUCAGAUCCUUCUCACGAGCCUCUGUGUCCACUGCUACUCCACUGACUGACACGGAGCUGUACUCUACCAGCGGAGGUGCUGUGAGCGGCUGGAGGUCGUCAUGGCAACCCAGAGACAUGUACCCAGUGACAAUCUGGCUAGAACAUUCAGGUCCUGUGCCAGAAACCCUAGUGAGGUCAUCUCCACUAGACUGAGAGACAUGCUCCACACCUUCAUCCAGCACUACCAGGAACCAUGGGAAGAGAACCGCAGCCUAGACAGAGACAGAGGAGUGAAGUUCUCCAGCCAGACAGAGGCUUUGUACUACAGGGUUCUAGAGGCUGUCAUCAAUCAGGAGAGGAAGAGGCUGGGAGCCAAAGACCUUUCAGGCAUUCUGGAGCAUGAUCUGUUCCAGCGCUCUCUAGUGGCCUGUUGUCUGGAGAUGGUAAUCUUCUCCCAUCAGCCACCAGGCAGCUUCCCCCUGGCCAUUGACAUCUAUAGCCUGGCGCCAUUCGACUUCUACAAGGUGAUAGAGCUGGUGCUGCGGGCUGAGGAGGGCUUGCUGCCGGGUGUGGUCAGGCAUCUGACCCAUAUAGAGGAGCAGGUCCUGGAGAGUCUGGCCUGGAGGAGAGACUCACCACUCUGGGACCAGAUCAGAGCUGCUAAGGGUCAGGGACAGCUGCCUGCAUACCAUCAGGUGAUGCUCCCCCAAUACUCAGAGGACACAGACAAGAUGGCCAAGGUCCCUCCCAACCCUUCACACUUGACCCCAAGCCUUGUGAAUGGGAUCCAUGGAAAUGACCUGAACUCCCCGAUUACCCACCAUGAACACUACAGCUCACCCCCUGCUGGCUCAAAGACGGCUGCUUGCCCUGCCACCCCAGUCAGCCCAUCCCAGUCCUCCUCUGUCAUUGUUACUGGACAGACUGUAGUCACCAUGGCAUCAGCCACUGUCACCACCAACAAUGACCAGUCAGUCACCAUACCGGUUCGAGGCAUUGCCAACGACCGGGGAGCCAUCACAUUUACCCUCAGUGUUGUAGGUCAGCCCAUUCCUCCACAGCAAGUCUCCAGCACCUCUACCCAGCAGCCCCAGAACCCUCUACCCUCUACCCAGAGUAAGGGCUCCAUCUCACUGUUCCUCCGCAAGGUCUACCACCUGGUGAGCAUGCGUCUGAGGGACAUCUGUGUUAAACUGGACAUCUGUGAGGCGCUGCGGCUGAAGAUCUGGACCUGCGUUGAACACUCCUUGGUCCACUGCACUGACCUCAUGCUAGACCGACACCUGGACCAAAUACUCAUGUGUGCCAUCUAUGUCAUGGCCAAGGUAACCAAAGUGGACAUGCCCUUCAAGCUCAUCAUGCAGUGCUACAAGACUCAGCCUCAAGCAAGCAACUGUGUAUUCAGAAGUGUUCUGAUCUCAGGGAGAAACACCAAGACCUCACAAAACUCUCCUGGAGGAUCCAACAGAGAAAACAUUGAUGUAGACCCCAGCAGUAGCUUGCUUACCUACCAGAGCCCUCCCACCCAUCCUACAGGACGCAGAGCUCCCUGUAGACAGGACCAGGAGGAGAGAGGACACCUCAUCUAUUUCUACAACACCGUCUAUGUCAAACAGAUGAAGGACUUUGCCCUGCGCUACACCUCCAGCUCUUUGACCAUAACCGGGGUUGAAACCCCUCCCCUUUCGCCAUACCCCAUCCAGCGUAUUGGAUCCUUGCGCAGACUCCGCCCCUCCAACCACCAUUCCCUCUACAUCUCCCCCCACAAGCCUAGCACACACCCCUCCCCCCGCACUGGGUUCCUCUACUACGUGAGCAGAAGCCCCUCAAAGCGUCUGAGAGAGAUCAAUGACAUGAUGAGGACAUUUCAAUCACGCACCAGGAAGCGCUGUGCAGCCCAGCUGCAGGAGGACGGUGAGGAGGAGGGUGGGCCACUUGUGAAGAGACCCUGUCAGGAUAGACCUUCAGACUGGCAGAGAAAGCUCAGGGACCUCGGCCAGGACUUCAACCAGGCACUGACCAGGGCCCAGAACCAGCAACAAUCCCAGACCAGGGCCAAGGCACAGCACCAAGCAACGGCACACAAGGGGACACAUUGAUGACAUCUCACUUUCGUUGACUUACCGUCAUGCUUCAUACUUCCAUCAUCAGUGUCUGUGGUCCAUAUUCUUCAAAUAAGUGUAGACCUGCAAGGAGAAUGGAUGAUGUGGAUCUACAAUGUUAGAAAGAAUUGGCAUCAUUAGCACUCAAUGUUCAUGAUUAGAAAAGCUGAUUUGUAAUAAUAAUUAGGGUAUUGUUAUAAUCUGAGUGUAACUAGGGCUCUGUAUCAAAUAUCAUAUUAUACAUAUCAUAUACAGUAUAUAUUUCAACAUUUUAGUCCUCUGUGAACCAUGUCCUAGUUACCUAAGGAAGCAGUAAAGGAUUUGUGUUGGUACUGA
Molecule: messenger RNA, 2616 nt
Organism: Oncorhynchus tshawytscha (Chinook salmon)
Lineage: Eukaryota; Metazoa; Chordata; Actinopteri; Salmoniformes; Salmonidae
Product: retinoblastoma-like protein 2
Exons: 14
Coding region: 298-2277 (659 amino acids)
Biological process (GO): regulation of transcription by RNA polymerase II; negative regulation of G1/S transition of mitotic cell cycle; cell differentiation
Cellular component (GO): transcription regulator complex; chromatin; nucleus
Molecular function (GO): RNA polymerase II transcription regulatory region sequence-specific DNA binding
Source: RefSeq, a predicted model, not a curated record